Molecule: messenger RNA, 768 nt
Organism: Cryphonectria parasitica EP155
Lineage: Eukaryota; Fungi; Ascomycota; Sordariomycetes; Diaporthales; Cryphonectriaceae
Product: ribosomal protein L28e
Exons: 4
Coding region: 63-518 (151 amino acids)
Biological process (GO): translation
Cellular component (GO): cytosolic large ribosomal subunit; ribosome
Molecular function (GO): structural constituent of ribosome
Source: RefSeq, a predicted model, not a curated record
CCCAUUGACGACCUCUUUUUGUUGUUUUCCCCUUUUUAGGUCAUAUUUACAACACAGCCAAAAUGUCUCUUCCUAACGUUUCCUCCGAUCUCGUCUGGGAGAUUGUCCGUCACAACAACUCCUUCCUGGUCAAGCGCAAGCAGGCCGGCGGUGUCCAGUUCUCCCGCGACCCGUUCAACCUGCUGAACAAGCACUCCCGCAAGCACGCCGGUUUCGUCAACGACAAGGCCGUCAGCAUCUCCACCGGCGGUGAGAAGGGCGUCGUCUUCCAGUCCAAGAAGGCCAAGUCCGUCAACCAGCCCGCUAAGGCUGGCCACAAGACCACCUUCGGUGGCCACAACCGCAAGACCUACAAGAACGUUGCCAACCACGUCGCCAAGGGCGGCUACCGUCCUGACCUCCGCCAGGCCGCCAUCGCCCGCGCCUCCGCCAUCAAGAAGUCCCAGAGGCCCGUCAAGCCCGACCAGGAGAAGAAGCUGCGCGGCAACGCCGCCAAGCGCGCUGCUGCCUCGGAGUAAGGGAUGAGAUGAUUUAGAGGGUAGGGGGGGUUUCGGGUGAAAGAGCUUGACGCCUUGAGGUACACGUCUGGACAAUUUGAGUCAGUAGAGGCCAGGACAUUGCAUCUGAGCUUACGGGCUACUGCCAUCCCGGUCCUGCUAAGAAGUAGGGACAAUGAGGAGAUAUGUGGCAUUUUGAUAUCAAAAGGAGUCAAUGGUCAACGGACGGUCAACAGUCAGGGUCAAUUCAAACGACGCUAAAUUUCACCUG